AUGAUGAGUUGUAAACAUCCAUUUGACUUCUUCAGUCCAUUCGGGUGUAUCAGAGUUUCUGGCAUCUGGAAUUUCUGGAACACUCAGUACACUUCAGAAUCAUCUGACCAGGAGACUUUGAUGAAAAAAACCUUCCGUGAGCUAGUGAUCUAUCUUGUGUUUCUGAUUUUUGUUUGUAUCAUUGCCUUUGGAAUGGCAUCAACAAACAUGUAUUACUACACAAAAGUCAUGAUGGACCUGUUCUUAGAUUCUGAAUCAGAAAAUCAUGUCAGCUUUCGCACAGUUGCCAGCGCUGAGGAUUUUUGGAAGUUUGCAGAAGAACCUCUACUGGAUGGUCUGUACUGGGACAAGUGGUACAACGGUGAUCCGCUGCCUCCCAACACAGCUGGAUACAUUUACUAUGAGAACAGGCUCCUGGGGGUGCCCCGACUCCGCCAGCUCCGAGUGAGCACCAACUCAUGCACUGUUAACGAAGAGUUUGAAACAUUCAUCUCUGACUGCUAUGCAAUGUACAGUGAGCAAAAUGAAGAUAGGAAUCCAUUUGGCCGAAAUGUGCAGGACCCAAAUGAGACCGCGUGGGUGUAUCAAACACAAACAGAACUGGAAGGCUUUUCCUACUGGGGAAAGAUAAACGCCUACAGUGGUGGAGGCUUUGUGAAAGACCUGGACCUGGCCAAGCUGCGGUCCCAAGAGUACAUUACCUACCUGAAGAACAGUCUGUGGAUACAGAGGGGAGCCAGGGCGCUGUUUGUUAGUUUCACUGUCUACAAUGCCAACAUCAACUUAUUCUGUGUUAUCACACUGCUUGUAGAGUUCCCAGCGACUGGGGGUGCCAUUCCAUCCUGGUCAUUUAAUACUGUCAAGCUGAUCCGGUACGUGACCACGUUUGAUCAUUUCAUCAUGGCUUGUGAGAUCAUCUUUGUGAUUUUCAUUGCAUACUACACGGUGGAAGAAAUCAUAGAGAUUCACGUGACGGGCAUCAAAUACUUUGCAAACUUGUGGAAUAUACUGGACGUGGGUCUAGUUAUCAUCUCCAUCAUGUGUAUCAUCUUCAACAUUUACCGCACAUCGACUAUCGAGGCCAAAUUAAAUGACCUGCUGAAAGAUCCCUUAAAAUAUGCAAAUUUUGAGAACCUUGGAUUCUGGGAAAUGCGCUUUAAUAAUACAGUGGCGGUGACCGUUUUCUUUGCAUGGGUUAAAAUCUUCAAAUACAUCAGCUUCAACAAGACCAUGACCCAGCUGUCAACCACAUUGAGCCGCUGUGCCAAAGACUUGCUUGGUUUCUUCAUCAUGUUCUUUAUUGUGUUCCUGGCAUUUACCCAGCUGGGUUACCUCUUGUUUGGCACUCAGGUCCAGGACUUCAGUACUUUCAUGAACUCUUUUUUUACUCUGUUUCGAAUCAUAUUGGGGGAUUUCAACUUUUACCAGCUGGAACAAGCCAACCGUAUCUUGGGGCCAAUCUUCUUCAUGCUGUUUGUGUUCUUUGUCUUCUUUGUGCUCAUCAACAUGUUCCUGGCCAUCAUCAACGACACCUACUCUGAAGUCAAGUCAGACAUGGCCAAGCAGACUGAUCUGUUUAUAAUGUCCGACUACCUCAAACAGGGCUAUGGUAAAAUCUGGGACAAACUAGGAACGAAGCGUGAACAGCUGGAAGACUAUGAGAAAAUUCUCAGCACCGGCAAGAAGAUGCAUUUUAAUGAUUGGAAGAAACAACUCCUGGAGCAGAACUUCAAUGAAGAAGAAAUAGAGGAAGUGUUUGCCAAGUAUGACAUUGAUGGAGAUCGAUAUCUAGACCCACCAGAGCAGCAGAAAAUGUUGGCAGAACUCCAGAAGCUGAAAACUGAUCUGGAUGCAACCAAGAAAGCUGAUGCCAAUAACUUUGAUGACAUGCUGCGCGAUGAGGACAGUGACGCUGAAAUUGAGGGAGGAGGAGACAUAGUUCACUCUAAUGAGUUCCUGGUUCUGACCCGCCGAGUUGAUCGCCUGGAGAGCACACUGAUUGGGAUUGUUGGCAACAUCGAGUCA
Molecule: messenger RNA, 2025 nt
Organism: Candidula unifasciata
Lineage: Eukaryota; Metazoa; Mollusca; Gastropoda; Stylommatophora; Geomitridae
Source: the annotation of a GenBank genome assembly